GACUAACAAGUGACUUACUAAUUGCAAAAAUGAAGUUGACAUUAUUUGUGUUGUGUUGCAUAUUGCACUCAAUAGCUUGCCAUUUCGAUAGUUCCGACUAUAUUUUGUUCCCGCCACAACCAACAUCAAGUCGAAUCGUUGGAGGUGUCGAUGCCGAGGAUGGUGCAGCCCCAUUCCAGUGCUCAAUACAAUUGGGCCGAAGACACUUCUGUGGAUGUUCUCUCAUAUCGGAAAAAUGGAUUGUCACAGCUAGCCACUGCGUCAUGGGUCAAUCUGCAAGAAAUAUGGCAAUUUACGUUGGAUCAAAUGACUUGAAUAGUGGUGGAACUUACUACAAAGUUGAGAAAUAUAUAACCCACGAACGAUACAAUCAGCCAGGUUUUGCCAAUGACAUUGCUGUGAUUCGUGUGCAACGAUCGAUCACAUUCAGUGAUAAAAUCCAAGCCAUCGAAUACUCACCCGAAGAAGUACCAGACGAAGCUGUUCUCCAACUAACUGGAUGGGGUCGAUUGCGCGCUGGCGGUGCAGUGCCACAACUCUUGCAAAUCAUUCAAUUGAAUGCUGUUCAAACGGAAAGAUGUAGAGAAAUCUAUGGUGGCAACAACGUUCACGACUCCCACAUCUGCACAUUGGCCAAAAUCGGUGAAGGCGCUUGCAAUGGUGACUCUGGUGGUCCUCUCGUAUUCAACAACAAAUUGAUUGGAGUUGUCAACUGGGGAGUUCCGUGUGCAAUGGGUUAUCCGGAUGCUUACGCAAAGGUGUCCUUCCUUUAUGAUUGGGUCAAGAAUAAAACUGAAUCAAACUGAUUUUUCUUCUUUAGAUUAAUACAUUACUCGAACUUAUUAAGAACGGUUUAAUGAACUUGAGCAAAUUUUAAUUUUCAAAUUGGGUGCACAUGAUAUCACAAUUGUUAGAAAUAAAAACUUUUCAUACCGAAUCAAAUCAAUAUCUUUCAAUGAAUCACCAAUUCUGAUCAAAAACUUAUUUGUCUGCAUUUUUUUAAAUUUCUAAUAUGAUAAGAGUACCGUAUAGAUGUCUACAGCUUAGUGGCGUUGACUGACAUUCAACACCUAUGGUUCCAUACAUAUUUCACCCGCUCAGCGGGUUGAAUAUUCUAUAUUAUAUACAUAUUUAAGCUGGAUAUGAUAUAUCUGGAUAAAAAAAUAUGGUCGAAUUUAAACAAGAUAUU
Messenger RNA from Sitodiplosis mosellana (orange wheat blossom midge), 1189 nucleotides. RefSeq names its product chymotrypsin-1-like. The coding region runs from base 30 to 806 and encodes 258 amino acids. Gene Ontology annotation, biological process: proteolysis. Gene Ontology annotation, molecular function: serine-type endopeptidase activity. The transcript has 6 exons. NCBI's taxonomy places the organism in Eukaryota, Metazoa, Arthropoda, Insecta, Diptera, Cecidomyiidae. The record is from RefSeq and is a predicted model, not a curated record.